Lolium rigidum is the source of this 1669-nucleotide messenger RNA. RefSeq lists its product as uncharacterized. Gene Ontology annotation, molecular function: protein binding. NCBI's taxonomy places the organism in Eukaryota, Viridiplantae, Streptophyta, Magnoliopsida, Poales, Poaceae. Bases 195 to 1364 code for a protein of 389 amino acids. The transcript has a single exon. The record is from RefSeq and is a predicted model, not a curated record.
GUCGCCUAAAAAAAUCCCCACUUCCGCAAUUCGCACAGGUGCGCACACGAACCCAAACCGUCGCUCUCGCCAUUCCUCGCUUCCCAGCUCGCGCAAUAAGCACUUGUUCUCUCCCCACACGCUCUACCCACGACGAAUUUCUAAUCCUCCCCGAUCUGCAGAUUCGGCGCCCUCGUCUCCACCAACAGACGGCGAUGGCGCAGGACCCCAUGGAGGGGAAAUUGAUGAGUGGCGACCUGAUGUCCAAGCUCACCGACGACAUCCUCGUGGAUAUCAUCUCGCGCUUGCCCUACAAGUCCACCUGCUGCUGCAAGUGCGUCUCUACGCGCUGGCGCGAUUUCUUCUCCCACCCCGACCACCGCAAGAAGCUGCCCCAGCCCCUCGCCGGCUUCUUCCACGAUCGCUGCAACAACAACCAGUUCCCCAAGACAGCUCGAUAUUUCACCAAAAUCUCUGGGGAAGGCGGCCCUCUGGUCGACCCAUCACUAUCAUUCCUGCCCCAGUACGAUAGCCUUGACAUCUUGGACUGCUGUAAUGGACUUCUCCUCUGCCGCUGUUGGAAGACAGCUGAUCGCAAGACAUUGGAUUACGUGGUGUGCAACCCGGCCACGCAGAAAUGGGUCGUCGUGUCUGCCACCGAUUGGUCCAGCAAGGUAAAGGUCGCUCGCCUCGGAUUCGACCCAACGGUCUCCUCUCACUUCCAUGUGUUUGAGUUCAUUGAUGAGAAGGCCUGGGGUAUAGAUGAAUCUGAGCUAACCCCUUGUGACGGACGCAUUGAAACACUAGCGAUAUACUCGUCUGUUGUUGGAGUUUGGAAGCAUCAAAGCCUGGACAGCUUUGCAUUUGCAAUACCCAAGGAUUCAAAAGGCGUUUUUGUAAACGGGGUCCUGCAUUCGGCUACCUCUUAUAAGUUUAUAGCAGCUGUUAACGUGGAAGGAAAUGAAUGGCGGUUCAUUGAUAUCCGUGUGCCACCAUACUAUGAUGAUGCUCGCGACGAUGCUAUUUUUGUAUCACAGGGACAGUUGUAUCUCACAAAUAUUUAUGCUGGUUCUGAACUAUUAGUCUGGGCUCUUGAGGACUACAAUGUUGAAAAAUGGACUUUGAAGCACAAUGUCAGCCUCCUGGAGCUGUUUCGAGCACCGUAUUCGUCAUUCGCAGAUCAUUUCAGUUUCAUCUCAUUCCACCCGGAACGCAACGUGAUUUUCAUAGUUUGUGGGCACGACAACACACUAAUGUCGUAUGACCUGGAUCGCAGAAAGCUGUGUUUUAUAUGCCAACUUGGACGGGAUUGUCAAAUUCAGUGGGGCAAGACUCCUUAUCUUCCAUAUGUUCCCUUGUUCUCGGAGGCAUUGGCAGAUGGGUAAUAAAUCUCUUACGUGCGUAGUGUAGCUUCGCAUUUGUCCAUCUUUCUAAUGAUAUUAUAUUAUUGGAGUUACGUCUUGAGUAGGAGCAAAAGUGAGUUGGGUAGAUCUUUCUUAAGUUGUGAUGGUUAAAAACGGUGCUUGAGUGCAGUCAUGCCUGGACCUGGCUUCAUCUGGUUAACUGUUCAGUCAACUUAGAAAUUCUGCUUGCGUCCGUGUACUUGUAUAUAUUCAUGGCUGUUAGCAGUCCGCGCAGUCGUGUAACACCCUAGUACUUCAAUCAUGUAUAUUACGAUUGUUUUGUUCGU